GUGGCGCAGGCUCUUGUCGCGCACGCGGGCGGAAGAGGCGCCAUCGAAUUCCGGAAAAUGCCCCGAACCAAACCUCGCAGCCGCAGAAGCUCUCAGACGGUCGAGACGAAGCCGCAGCCCAACAAUGUGGCCUCGGGUGCGGCCACCGGGACUAGCAGCGGCACCGGUACCCAAAGCAGAAAAGGUUCGGCACAGCAUGACCCGCCCGUGCCAAUCCUGUCCUCCAAGCGAAGGAGCUCCCGCACCCAGCGACGCCCACGCCGCAAGUCCGCUGACGCGGCGGAAAAAGCUGCCGAGCCGAAAGUCGACGCAACGUCGACAGCGCCGCGGGCUCCGACUUCCGAAGGGGGCACUGAACAGCCUGCACCGGCCACCGAAGAUCUGUCUACAGUAAUCACCUCUGGCAUUGGUCAGUAUCUGCAGUCGUUACUGCCCACGAUGGAACCGACAGAGGAGCAGGAAUCGUUGCAGCAACCGCCUUCGCAACAACCCUUAAUAUCGCAGCAUGCCCCGCAGCUGAUGCCAGUGCCGCAGCAAGCUCUCACACAGCAGGCCAUCCAAGGCUCUCCAUUUCAGCCGCAAAACUUGCAGCAAUCGCCAUUUAUGCCGCCUAUGGCGCCGGUUAUGUCGCAACCGUCGUACCCGCAGCCGAGCCUUCAACAAGCAGCCAUUCCGCAAACAUUUCCUUACGCGUAUGGAGGAAUGCUUCCGCCGUGGUACGGACUACCUCAGCAAAUGCAUCUUGGACAAGCACCGUUUCCUUACCUUCCCCCCACUGCUGUACAACCGGCGCCAAUGGCAACUGCUGCUCCACCGAUGCUCCCGAAUGUACCACCUUCGGUCAGCGCGGUCCCCGCGGCUUCACUAGAGCCUGCAGCAGCCGGGCCUCCCGAACCGAAACAGCCAACAAAGGUCGUCGACCGUGCUCCUGCGGAAGCGGCUUCCACAAGUGCAGCGGUCCCCGAUGCUCGAGAGUCAAAGAGCAAAGGCGCGGAACCCGUUCCCGACGCUAGCCUCCAGGACCCCGACGCUUUCUGUGCACUUCCACCCCCGACCUUGGCUGACCAAAGCACCAUAAGCCAGAGUCAGAAAAAGUCGCACCCUUCGCGUCGGCAUCGCAGCAGACGACACGUGGAGCUCGACGACAGUGCUUUCGAUAGUAAUGUCGCCACUUCCCCAAGCAGAACGACAAAGGCGGAUCACAGAGCGUACGUUUCCAAAGUUCCCAGGAAGCAUCGGUCUUACUCCAAGUCCUUUCAGUAUGAAGACGAAUCCGAUGAAAAAGAUGGAAAGGAUACAGCUUUCGCCAGUGAUCAUCGCACUGACAGACAGUACAGUGUCCACAGUCACAGUGGCGAGGAUCAGGUGGACGAACUGGCUGAAGGCACGACCUCACCAGUACAGUCGCUUAAAUCUCCCCCUAAGAGCAAAGGAAGAUCAAAAGCCCGGGCCGCAAAGCAACGAAAAUCAGUUGCGGCAGCAUCGGAGUCGUUACCAGCGUCCAGCGCCCGGGAAGACUCGACCGCAGAGACCGAUUUGUCACGCAAUUCUAGCACUUCGUCAGGCGGCCCACCUGUUACAAACGUUAGUGGCAUAGACAGAGAAAUUCUUAAAAAGCUGAUUGAAGCUAUAGCCGCACGUAGACAAGCGCCGUCUCUGCAAGUCUCUCCGCGUUCCGAGAAGGAACAGGAACACAAAGGCAAAUGCCAACACACGAGAGGACUGCGUAAAGACAGGCAUCAUCACGAAAAGAAAGAACGGGAACAAAAAAACUCUGAAGACUUCUUCGAAGAAAUUGUUGAAGAAAUCGUAGAGCCUCAAAAUGGUGCAAAAGGUGGGCCACAAAAGCGUUUAGUUCGCAAGACGACAAAAAUGCGAACGCACAAUGUUACCGAGGAGCCCUGUAGAGAUGAAAGGGGGCAAAGUAGCGCGUUACCACUCGUUGACCGCGUAGAGGCGAUGAGGUCACGGUUCUCUGGAGGUAAUAGAAGCCCUUCCGACAAACCGUGUCGAAAUGGCGAAGACGAUAAUUCAGAACCUACGGCAACAACCUGGCGACAAAAUGCAAGAAAUAGAUAUUUGUCCGAUUGGCCUCGCGCCCCCGAUUAUGAUGAACAGGCAGACUCAACAGAGUUUGAGCCCGAGUCGCUGCCGCUAAGAGCGGGCCAACGUUAUUUUAAGCCAUCCUUCACAAGGCAACCAAUGCCACCCUGGUACCGAGCUGCGUUCGCUCCGGGGUAUUUGCCACGCGCAGCAACGACGACAAGGCCAUACCGGCUGUUCAGACCAAUACCAUGCUUUGAUUGCGCCACAGUGGCUUCGCAUUUUCGCACAUGCGCAGACCAGCGUCUCUGUUGUCAGAUGAAGACUUUCGGUUGCGUCCAAGCUCCCAGGAAUGCCACUUUAGCGACUGGCCAAUGUAUGUCUACGGUUCCAUCGCGGCCACUUCCUCUUGGAAGUGCGUCCGCUAAGCAGGCGAGCCGUCCGAGGCGCGUUGUCUACCGGUCUUGCCCCCCUCCUCCAGGUCUGCCAGUUAUCGAUAAUCCAUGCUGGUCUACUGGGGCGACCUGGACCGCAGGAACUGGUGACAAAGACGCACCUUGCGGUUGUUGCCAAGGCCAGAGCGUCGCAAUCGACGAUCUAGACCAGCGUCAGUUGAGCUUGGAGGAAGUUCUGCGCCACGAAGAUAGCAUUCGCUUUGACGCGCAACUCGAAGAUCGGAGAAGAUUGUUGGACGAAGAGAGGAUUCGGGAGGAAGAACGACUGGCGUUCAGGGAGUACCUGAUCCAGCGGGACGAGGUCCUGAACGACGACGCCGGGCGUUUGCCGAACACGCCGCUGCAGGAGUUCAAGGAGGCGCUGCAGCGGGAGCUGGCGAAGCGCAGAGACGCGAGGGCGAUGCUUGAGGCAGCUCGUUCACAAGCAGCCGGCAGUAUGGCGCCGCAGGUUGCCGCGCCGUCUUCUGGACAGGCUCGACUUGGUACCGAGGUGAAGGCGAAGGAAGCGAGCAUGCCGGGCGCCUUGAAGUUGGAUCCGGACAAACAGGGAUACUGCGCCAACCGACGUACAUCCCAUCCGAGUUUGCAGCUGGGCGCAUCACGUAGGGCCUCGUUCGCGCUGGAGCUGGAGACCAUAGUCGGGACAGCACCGUCUUCCCCUGCAAACGUGGACGCAACGAAGGCUCCGACGUCGAAAUGACGCACGCAUAAUACGCGCACCAACGUAAUCGACGUAGGCAACCUUGGAAUGCAGCCGACGUUGAACUCUGAUUUCGAAUUCUAUGUAGAUCAGGCCAAGUGACUUUGAAGCUUAAGUUAGGAAAUGAUGUUUUCAUGCUAAUCGCCCCGAGGAAGUAGUAAGUUAAACCAAUAAUUCUUGCAGGACCUAAUGCAAACAAAAUUGCACCAUUUGGCUUAUUCUUUAAAAAAGGUUGGAGAGGACUUUCUGCUGAAGUA
This is a messenger RNA of Dermacentor albipictus, 3455 nucleotides long. Its product is annotated as CRACD-like protein. The record is from RefSeq and is a predicted model, not a curated record. NCBI's taxonomy places the organism in Eukaryota, Metazoa, Arthropoda, Arachnida, Ixodida, Ixodidae.